Messenger RNA from Colletotrichum higginsianum IMI 349063, 432 nucleotides. Its product is annotated as Fatty acid desaturase. Gene Ontology annotation, cellular component: membrane. Gene Ontology annotation, biological process: lipid metabolic process. NCBI's taxonomy places the organism in Eukaryota, Fungi, Ascomycota, Sordariomycetes, Glomerellales, Glomerellaceae. Gene Ontology annotation, molecular function: oxidoreductase activity, acting on paired donors, with oxidation of a pair of donors resulting in the reduction of molecular oxygen to two molecules of water. The transcript has a single exon. The record is from RefSeq and is a predicted model, not a curated record. The coding region runs from base 1 to 432 and encodes 143 amino acids.
AUGGGUCGGUUGGUGUUUGUCAUCGUCAGCCAUGUCACCGUUCUCCCCCUCCACGUUCAGAUCACCCUUUCGCACUUUGCCAUGAGUACCGUCGACCUCGGCCCGCAGGAAUGCUUUCCCCAGAAAAUGCUCCGGACCACGAUGGACAUCGACUGUCCCAGAUGGCUCGACUUUUUCCACGGCGGCUUGCAGUUCCAAGUGAUCCAUCAUCUCUUCCCCCGUGUCCCUCGACACAACCUCCGCCGUGCGCAAAAGUUGGUACAAGAGUUCUGCAAUGACGUGGGCAUCCCCUAUGCCCUGUACGGCUUCGUGGAAGGGAACGAAAAGGUCGUCGGUGCUCUCGGAGAAGUAUCAAGGCAGGCUGCCAUAUUUGCAAAGUGUCAGAGGGAAGUCGCGAGCUGCGGUUAUAAUCCUUCGGUACAUAACCACUGA